AUGUGGCUGAAGAAAUUCUUUGCAGGAGCCAACAGUAACUGCCCUUCAUAUUUGGCUUCUGCUUUAGCUAGAGCAGCUUCAGAUGAAGUCCUUCAGAGUGAUCUUUCAGCACACUACUUACCAAAGCACGUGGACAAUGCAGAUGGGAUCAUACAGAUCGAGACGGUGAAGUUGGCCCGCUUGGUGUUUAGCAAACUCCACGAGAUCUGCAGCAGCUGGGUGAAAGAUUUCCCCCUCCAGCCAAAGCCCCACCGCUACUACGAGACGUCCAUCCACGCCAUCAAGAACAUGCGCAGGAAGAUGGAGGACAAGCACGUCUGCAUCCCAGACUUCAACAUGCUCUUCAACCUGGAGGACCAAGAAGAACAAGCUUAUUUUGCUGUGUUUGAUGGCCACGGGGGAGUGGAUGCUGCCAUCUAUGCCUCCAUCCAUCUCCAUGUGAACAUGGUCCAUCAGGAGAUGUUCCAGCAGGACCCAGCAGAAGCCCUGUGCCGGGCUUUCCGAGUGACUGAUGAGCGCUUUGUGCAGAAGGCAGCCAGAGAGAGCCUGCGUUGUGGAACCACCGGGGUGGUGACUUUCAUCCGAGGGAAUAUGCUGCAUGUGGCUUGGCUUGGGGACUCCCAGGUUAUGCUCGUGAGGAAAGGCCAAGCUGUGGAGCUGAUGAAACCCCACAAACCAGAUCGAGAGGAUGAGAAGAAGCGUAUUGAGGCACUGGGUGGCUGUGUGGUCUGGUUUGGAGCCUGGAGGGUGAACGGCAGCCUGUCAGUCUCCAGAGCUAUUGGGGAUGCUGAGCACAAGCCAUAUAUCUGUGGGGAUGCAGACUCUGCCUCCACUGUACUGGAUGGCUCUGAAGACUACCUCAUUUUAGCCUGUGAUGGCUUCUAUGACACGGUCAACCCCGAUGAGGCAGUCAAAGUGGUGGCUGACCAUCUAAAGGAGAACAACGGUGACAGCAGCAUGGUAGCACAUAAAUUGGUGGCAUCUGCUCGGGAUGCUGGUUCCAGUGACAACAUCACUGUCAUCGUGGUAUUUCUCAGGGACAUGAACGCAGCGGUCAGCGUCAGCGAGGAGUCAGACAUGACAGAGAACUCUUUCCAAGGUGGGCAAGAAGAUGGUGGGGAAGAUAAGGAAAACCAUGGAGACUGCAAACGGCCGUGGCCCCAGCACCAGUGCUCAGCACCUGCAGACCUGGGGUAUGAGGGACGAGUGGAUUCCUUCACCGACAGAACUACCUUAAGCAUAGGGUCCAGCAUUAACCUGUUUGAUGAGCAAAGCUAUUUAGACCUGACAAACCCAGAAACUAGUACACCUCAGAGUGCCAAAUGUCUGCUGCCCAGUCAAGCAUCCAGUCCUGGCAUACCAAAGAGUGGGAAUUUCAUCAACGGCUUAACAGCGAAGAAUGAGUCACCUGAGCUCAGCACAUCGUCGGGCUGUGGACAGAGAGAUCCCAGGGAGUACCACGCUCCUCUCAGUUUGGGGGCUGCAGGGCAGAGCAUCUACAGGGUGAAGGGUUUAUCCCCCAUCUUCUUUGGGCUGGAAGAGGAACUGUUCAAAUCCUUGGGAAAACGAGCGGAGUCCUUACAAUUCCGGCUCUGUAGCGGGAAGAGGCGACGAGGAGCCCGGCUCAAACCAAAGUUUCACACGGCGCUGGUGGCUCGGGAGCCUCCUCAGACAGAAGGCUCCGGUCUCUCUUUACCUCUCCAGGGUUGCAGUAGCAGGAAGGUGUCGGUCCGACAGUCCCCGUGGGGGAGGCUGUCCCGGCAGCGAGCUGCCAGCGGGAGCGGCUUUGUGAUGCGAAGACAAAGUCGCUGUAUAGCAGAGCGGUACCUUCAUCAGUGCUGUAAAAUGUAACCAUCUCCCUCAUGUUCCCCCCCCCCGCAUCCCCCUCAGGCUCCCAAAAUAGACAUUCCCAAAAUAAAAACUGGCAUCAUCAGAAAGCAGGGGGGGGGGAGAAAAAAAAGAAAAGGAAAAAAAAAAAAGGUGGGCGUUUCAGAACGGUCCCCUGCACAGCUCAAACCCACGUGUACAUAGAUCUAGGAAUUAACCAAUGUAGUCGUUUCAAUCUCAAUAAAGUUUGCUGGUGGUGCCACCCUGAGCAAUGCCACAGCCACCCGACCACCCGCACACACAACUCUCUGCUCACAUUCACCAGGGAAAGGCACGCAGGGACAGACAGGGUGAGGGAACAGCCUCCAGCAACACAGAAAGCUGAACCUGCCAGAGGGGCAUCUGUAGAGCAAUAUGUACAGAAAGGUUCUGGUCUAGAACUGCCAAAUUUUUUUAGAGUGUGGGGGGAAGUUGCUGUAGUAGUCAAGGUGUGUGGGGUUUUGGGUUUUUUGGUUUGGUUGGGGUUUUUUUGUGUGUGUGUGUUCUGCUUUCUGUUUAUUUCAGGCGAGCAUUGAGAUGAAUUAGAGAAUUACAUCCACUGUUGCAGGUAAAAGACUAAAAGCCAUACAGGGUUUUACCAGGUAACUUAAGAAUUGACAAACUAAGCUCCUGCUGCUCUGUUCUCAGACUCCCAUUGAGGUACAGACUCAUAAUUUACCCUUUUUUUUUUUCAUGUAACAUAAAACAUGGAAUAUGAAGAAAACUGGGUUUUGUAGUUUAAAAAAAAUAUCUAUUUCCUGUGGCUAGAGAUGCAGUGUAGGGAAUUUCAUAUCUUUCUGGUGCUUUUAGUGGCAUUUUUUUCUUGUUUGUCAGUUGAGGAAACUGUUCUCAAUUAGUUUUAAUUGAACACGAUUGUGCUUAAUGCUUUGAGCCAACCUCUUUCCACCCCAACUUCAUCUCAGGUCUUAAAAGAAACCAAUCUGUGGAGAUGUUCAGUACAACACUCCUGUCACUCCACCAGUCAACCCAGAGAACUGCUUGUGAGAGAUAACAAGCAACUUGAUGAGCUGUUCAGUUUCAGUAAUUAUUUCUAGAUGGCAAAGGCAUCACUUAAGAGGAAGCUGCAGCAUGAGGGCUGUCGGGUGCUGUGCCUGGGAGGAGCAGUGCUGCUGCCAUUUGGUGUUUUUCAGCCUGAGCAGCAAUGGAUCCUGGAGGGAUCCGAGGCCAAGGGAGCUGCAGGGUUCAGUGGGGAGGGUGGAAGUCACUGCCCAGGCAGAGUUCUGCCUCAGUUAACCCUGGGAUCAGAAAGGGAAGCCAGGAAUGUCAGUUGCCCUUAUUUUCCUAAGCAGAGUUAAGCUCACUAUCAACCUGGGAAACAAACAGUGCCCCACUAGCUCUUCCCUCCUGGAGGUGCUCGGAGACCCCGAGGAGAGCAGCUAAUUGGGACGUAAGUAAGCAGAGAAUUCCCCUCAGCUCCACUGCUGCACACCCUCUUACUAUUCUCUGUUACAGUGAGACAUUUGGAAGAGUAUGAACAAAGUCCUCCUAGGUGUGUAUCGUACAAUUCAUAUCACUUUUUGCAGUAACAAUUUAAUAACAGUCUUAGUCUUUAGCUAGAAUUUGCAAAGUAUUAAAUAGUCAGGAGAUUAUUCAAGGCAAAGGUUGAAUUCUGCCAAUUUCUGCUUCUUCUAUCUUUAAUGCACUAUUUUAAAAGCAAUCUGAUGAAUAGCAAAAGGCUUUGUGAGUAGCCAGGAGUUGGAGUGUGGCUUUAGGUUCCUUUGAUCUAUUUUCAGACUUUUUUUUUUUUAAAUUUUAAAUCUUAUGGGUUCAUUGGCUCUUUCCUGUCAUCUUAUUAAGCCUUACUGUUGUCAACGUUCUCUUUAGCUGCAGCCUAUGUUCUGAGUCAGAGUUACUGAGGAAAUUUGAGAAAUCAUGAAAAAGGUAAAAUAUGCAACUCUGGGGCAUCUCUGUGGUGCCUUUGUUUUCAAUUCUUUGCAGUAAUAAUGAUGCAUUGAGAGUCCACCUUAGAGCUGCCUGUUGUGCUUCAGAGAGAAAGGUGGUGCAAGUGCAAUUCUUUGUGUGAGAAAAUUAGGAUGAAACCCACGAUGGAUGAGAAAACUUCUUCCCAGUUCUGCAGGAGCAGUUGAAAAGCACUGGACUGCAUGUGUGCUGUUUUGGGAAGGAUCUUGCUUUUUUAGGUGUGGAUUCAUAAAUAAGGAUAAUUCUGCAACUCGUAUCAUUUAUCUUGCUAGCAGAAAAAAGAAAAAUAAUAAAAAUCUACCAUCAUAGUUCCAGUGUGGUCAGGUAAAACCAUUGUAUAGAUAGCAAGUGUUCAUUUCUUCACUAAAUGCGUAUUUAUAGAGUAGAUAGGAACCAUUUGUAAGGUAAGUCCUUUAAAGUUCUAUGCUAUUAAAAGUAGUGGUUAUUGGUCUGAUAUAUGCUGCUCUUGACUCUACACACUAGACAAAAAGCAGUGCUUUGUGAAAUGCAGUGUUUUCUCUUAAUGCCACUGGUGAUAGGAAGUAGUUCUCUUCAGUUCAAAAUCCUGUGCCCUUAUUUGCUGCUUGCUAACGUAAGCAAUAAUCCCUCUCUAAUGGUAUCUUAAGUGUUCUGUAUCUCGUACUUUGAUUGUCUAUCUGGUGACAAUGUAAAAAUAUUAGGCUAAUAUAAAAGUAUCUAAUUGUAUUUAUUAACUGUGGAUACUGAGAUUCAGUCUGUGACCUGUGUUUUGUAUUUUUAUUGUGUAUCUUAGUGGUGGUGACAUUUGUAUCACGAUUCUUUCCAAUAAAGAGCUGAAGUAUCCCUUUUCUGCGUUAACACAACCCGCAUCAGUUUCAGUUAACAGUGUUUGCAGAACUAGGAGGUAGGUAGCAAAAACAUACUUUUUUUUUUUAAUUUAUCUUUUUUUUUUUAUAAAUUGUGUUGGUUUUGAGAAAGGGACUCCAGGCUGUUUGCCUGAAGCUGCUCAAAACUCGCUCGUCAGCUCUUCACUGUGAGUACCAGUGGGAUUCACUUGAUCCCCACUCCAAUAGUUUCCUGUGUACACUUUUUCCAUGUGCAACUCUUGAGGAAUGUCUGCCUUGCAGAGAGCAGUAUAGCACCAGACCAGGGAGCUGUUAACCCAUUUUGAUUUGCACUAAAGGUGGGUGGAAAUGCAUGUAUAUAACUUUUCUUUACCUAGAAGUGCCAUCAAUUGUCCUUGCAAGUUAAAACCAUUCAGCAUUUGAUUCCGAUUGCAUUGUAAAGCUGAAGGACAAUGUCAAAGCAGACUUUUACCUUAUGCCACAUUUAUAGUGGUUCAUCAUCCUAGAAACUCCGCUCUGUUUUUGGAACACUGUGUGUCAGUGCGAAACACGUUGUCCUAUGGGCAGAUAAGAUGAGGCAUAAUGAGUUCUGUGUUUAUAGACAUGGCUGCUGUAGUUCAGGUCCACUAUCUCCUCACUAAAUCCUCCUGACCCUGGCAAUGUUCUGCGGGGAAAAACAAAAAUGAAAAUGAGAAAGAUUGGUCUAAAUUAAGGGCUGUUUUAGCACAAUUUAUUCACUCGGCACUAGUCUCGUAAACAAAGCCAUCGAAGGGGAUACUGCAGCUUUGUCAUGCCUGUAAUUUAGGGCAAUCUUUCUUUAACUCAUAUCCUCUUUGCAACAGGAACAAAACUUUCUACCCUUGUAUCAUGUGCAAUAAGUAAUAAAGAAGCAUUAACACAACCUCUGACUUCAAUGUUCAUAUCCCUUCCCAGUCCUCGCUGAUCAGGCGAUCGCACUGUACUUGCCAGCAUUAAAGCUAAAGAAGAAAAACAAACCCCACCUACUAGGGUCUAGUACAACUCUUGUAUGUCACAGUUGCAUUCUGUUAGGUUUUUUUUCCUCUCCUUCACUCUAGAAGACAACUUGGAACAAGAACAGGGGAAGGUGGCUGAGAUCACCCUGAGUACUUCUACUUCUGCACGAGUACUUGUGUCGCUAGCCAGGCGUGUUGGCAGUCACUGCACCAGGUGCUCCUGGUGACCUUUCUGUAUGAUCUUGUUCAUUAAGCUAAUAUGUUCUUUAUGAAGUGAAUAAAUUAAAGCUAACAAUUGUGUUGGGACUUUCCAUUUGCAACCUUGUUCUACAGUUCACAUCAGAGUUUAGUUAUUACCAUGUAUUAGUCAUCCAUAUUUUAUUUAUGAAAGCUGUUUAUAAAAGAAAAAAAAAACCUGUUGAAGUUUUACCAAUAUCUUAAUAAAACAGUAAUUCAAACCACA
Molecule: messenger RNA, 6068 nt
Organism: Calypte anna (Anna's hummingbird)
Lineage: Eukaryota; Metazoa; Chordata; Aves; Apodiformes; Trochilidae
Gene: PPM1E
Product: protein phosphatase, Mg2+/Mn2+ dependent 1E
Exons: 7
Coding region: 1-1851 (616 amino acids)
Biological process (GO): negative regulation of protein kinase activity; protein dephosphorylation
Molecular function (GO): protein serine/threonine phosphatase activity; cation binding
Source: RefSeq, a predicted model, not a curated record